Ochotona curzoniae (black-lipped pika) is the source of this 1319-nucleotide messenger RNA. RefSeq lists its product as uncharacterized. NCBI's taxonomy places the organism in Eukaryota, Metazoa, Chordata, Mammalia, Lagomorpha, Ochotonidae. The transcript has 3 exons. Bases 1 to 1041 code for a protein of 346 amino acids. The record is from RefSeq and is a predicted model, not a curated record.
AUGAACUUUGAGUUGGAUCUGAACUGCAAUCCAGACCUGCCCCCUUGCUUCCUGAACAAAUUGCGACGCUCGGCCAGCGGCACAGUUACUAGCUAUGAUCUGGGCCGGACCCCUGGAAUCAGAGUCUUCCUUUGCGGGCGGGAUGGCCAAAGACCCAGCCAGCUCUCUGCAGAGGGCCAGAUCGCCGCCCCGACGCCCAGCCUCCAGCUUGCCCGAUUUAGUAACCCCAAAUCGCGCACCUCGCGACUGCUGAUCCAGACACCCCCACCCCCACCCCAUGGAAUUAUUUGCCAGAGACGGCGUCUCCCAGAAGGACAAACAGGUGCGCCCAAGGGCGCGCGUCUCCCGUGCGUCUACCUGAGCCGCUCCGGAGCAUCCGGUCCCGGAGCGAAGGAAACUGGCGCGGCCGCCCGGUUCCCGGCACGGCCACGCCCACGCCUCCCUGCAGCGGCCCUAAACAGGUUUCUUCACUUUCCCUGGCUCAGCUCCUGCCGGGGGCGAGAAAGAGAAGCUGGUUGCUCAACUUGCCCGAAAGUUGUUCUGGUUCUUCGGCCACCUAUCGACCGACCGAUCAGCCAGCAGAGACAGCAGAAAAGGAAAUGCAUGAACGUGCAGAACGGCACUAUCAGUAAGAGGAAGAACAAUGGAGCAAUGGCAGGAUUGCAGUUGUUCUGCGUCAGCUCAUCAAGGGAGACCUCUCCGAGGAGGCAUGUGGACUCAGGCCUGAGGAAGGGGGAGAAGGAAUUCUUCCAAAACCUGGAGCAAGAGAAGAGCGCAUGUGUGAAAUAUCUGAAGCAAGAACUUACUUGGAAAGUUCUAGCAACAGACCAGGGGCCCCUGAGACUGCCACACACUGAGAAGUGGAGAGACUGUUGGGGGAGAUCAGAAGGCCAGCAAGUCUGCCAGAAGGUUCCCAUGAAGCCCGGUAGACCACAGCAAGACACACAAAUGACUCUUGAGUAUGACAAGAGGCCAAUGGAUGGAGCAAGACGGAGGGCAGUAGGAAGGAGUGGGUUUAGGGAAGGCUGGCCCUACCUGUAGAAUCAAGCAAAAGGUAGCUCCUGCUGCAAAGUCCUGGAACAGAACCUGGUAGCUGAGCAAAAAGGGGAGAGAAAUCCUAGCACAGAGAUAGGGAGAGAAGAAAAUAAAAGGAGAAGAAAAACGAAGUCUUACAGAAAUGAACAUGCUUUACACGUGAAGCUAGAACUCCAUCCUUAAUUCCCAACUGAAAGACACUAGGAUUGGGAAAGGGGAUAAAAGUCAACUUUUAGGCCUGGCACAAUAGUGUAGUAUAUAAAUCCUCACAUUGCAUGUGCCGG